Rana temporaria (common frog) is the source of this 1822-nucleotide messenger RNA. It is a transcript of the gene MTHFSD, whose product is annotated as methenyltetrahydrofolate synthetase domain containing. Gene Ontology annotation, molecular function: RNA binding. The record is from RefSeq and is a predicted model, not a curated record. Gene Ontology annotation, cellular component: cytoplasm. NCBI's taxonomy places the organism in Eukaryota, Metazoa, Chordata, Amphibia, Anura, Ranidae.
GUUGCAGUAAAUGGGACAUCCGGCAGAAGGUUUGGGAUUAUAUAGAGAAGAAUAAUCUGGCCGAUUUUCCCCGACCCGUCCACCAUCGCAUCCCCAACUUCAAGGGGGCUGCACAAGCCUGUGAGAGGUUGAAGGGCUUGCAGGAGUUCCAGGGGGCGACGAACGUUAAGAUAAACCCCGACACGCCGCAGAAGAACGCACGCUUCCUCACGCUGGAAGCUCGCAAGACCUUGUUGGUCCCCACACCUCGCCUCCGCUCCGGCCUCUUCAACAAGAUCACCCCUCCCCCUGGGGCCACCAAAGAGGUUCUGAGGAUCUGCGCCACCUCACAGGGUGUUCGGAAUUACAGCGUUCCCCUGGGGCUGGACGCAGCAGUGCAGGUGGAUCUGAUAGUUGUGGGUUCCGUGGCGGUGUCAGAAAAAGGGUGGCGGAUCGGAAAAGGAGAGGGGUUUGCAGACAUGGAAUACGCCAUGAUGGUGGCCAUGGGGGCGGUGACGGAUCAAACCAUCGUAGUCACUGUUGUUCAUGACUGUCAGGUGCUCGAUAUCCCAGAGGAGCUGCUGGGUGACCAUGACCUGACCGUAGACUACAUCCUGACACCCACCCGGGUCAUAAAGACGGACUGUGCUCGCCCCAAGCCAACAGGGAUCAUUUGGUCUAAGAUAAGCCAUGAGAUGAUGGAGAAAAUUCCGAUCCUGAAGAAACUUUGGGACAAAGAACGGCGUCUGGGGAAAGACGUGACGCUGAAAGAUGAGCCGGAUUCUUCAGUGAAGAGCACCAAUCAUACCUCCCCCUCCCCACACACCAACGGAGAGGCUCGCCCUCCACCUGUGCCACCAAAGCCCGCCGACCACAAAGACAGCGCCGCCGUCUACAUCGGCGAUAUCCCUUCUACUACACGGGUCAGUGAACUGAAGAGUAUAUUGAGAAGCCGGGACGCCUUCCCCCUCCAGCUCACCUGGCAGGGAGCCCAGCGCAGAGCCUUUCUGAACUACAGCGACCCCGCCCAUGCACAAGUUGUGCUGGAAAAGCUGGAAGGAUUAAAUAUUGGGGGUCACCCUGUACGGGUGGAGAUGGCUAGAGGUCAGCGGAACAGAGGGGGCCUAGGUGAGGAGCAGAGCAUGUAAGUUAGGAAAAUCGGUACAUCUCAUUGGAUGCCUACAGACUGCAUUGCUAAAGUUGGUGCAUACUGACCUAUAGAAGCUCGUACAGCUCUGCCCGCUUCCUGUGCGCAUGCAUGGGGAGACGAGAGGUUUGUUGGUACAGCACUCACGUGCCGUUAUGGACUGCCGUCUAAAUACGGUCAUUCGUUUUUCAUCCAUGUAUUGCUGCAGCUCUACCCCUCCGCCUACUGUAAGGAGUGAUCCUGGAACACGCCUGCUGGUAAUGUCUCCGCCUACUGUAAGGAGUGAUCCUGGAACACGCCUGCUGGCAAUGUCUCCGCCUACUGUAAGGAGUGAUCCUGGAACACGCCUGCUGGUAAUGUCUCCGCCUACUGUAAGGAGUGAUCUUGGAACACGCCUGCUGGUAAUGUCUCCGCCUACUGUAAGGAGUGAUCCUGGAACACGCCUGCUGGUAAUGUCUCCGCCUACUGUAAGGAGUGAUCCUGGAACACGCCUGCUGGCAAUGUCUCCGCCUACUGUAAGGAGUGAUCCUGGAACACGCCUGCUGGCAAUGUCUCCGCCUACUGUAAGGAGUGAUCCUGGAACACGCCUGCUGGCAAUGUCUCCGCCUACUGUAAGGAGUGAUCCUGGAACACGCCUGCUGGCAAUGCCGGAGCACACUCUGCAGACUCUCACCUAUUCAAGCGUGAUGUAAAAAA